AUGUCUUCUGGUUUCGGUACUCGUGCUGUUCAUGCUGCUCAACGCCCUGAUCCUACUACAGGCGCUGUUAUUCCCGCCCUUUCCCUUUCUACAACCUACAAGCAAUCCGCAGCUGGUGUUCACACGGGUUUCGAAUACUCUCGAUCUGGAAAUCCUAACCGUAAUAACUUUGAAGAAGCCAUGGCUGAACUCGAAGGCGCCAAGUACGGUCUUGCCUUUGCUUCUGGUUCUGCUACGACAGCUACCAUUGUCAAUUCACUCGAGAAAGGUGCUCAUCUUAUCUCGGUCAAUGAUGUCUACGGUGGUACCUACCGUUACUUUACUAAGGUUGCCAACAAGCUCGGCAUCGAAGCUACCUUUGUUAACUUGAGCGACCCUGCCAACAUUGAAAAAGAAUUCAAGCCUAAUACCAAGUUAGUCUGGAUCGAGACUCCUACUAACCCCACACUCCGUGUGAUCGACAUCAAGGCCAUUGCCGAACGUGCCCACGCUCAUGGUGCUCGUCUCGUUGUCGAUAAUACCUUCAUGUCUCCUUACUUCCAAAACCCCAUCAACUUGGGUGCUGAUAUCGUCGUUCACUCCGUUACCAAGUAUAUCAACGGUCACUCUGACGUCGUCAUGGGUGUCGCUGUCAUGAACGACGAAGAAACUUAUGAACAACUCAAGUUUAUGCAAAACUCUCUUGGCGCUGUCCCUGCUCCCUUUGACUGUUUCUUGGCUCGCCGUGGCUUGAUGACCUUGGAAGUACGUAUGCAACGCCACGCCGAAAACGCUCAGGCCGUCGCCGAGUAUCUUGAAACAAAUCAAUAUGUUGAUGAAGUCAUCUAUCCCGGUCUUCCUUCUCACCCCAACCAUGAAUUGGCCAAGAGACAACAACGUGGCUUUGGUGGCAUGAUCUCCUUCCGUAUGAAGGGCUCCCUUGACAACGUCAACAAGUUCCUCCAAAACCUUCACCACAUCACUCUUGCUGAAUCUUUGGGUGGUGUCGAAUCUCUUGUGGAAGUCCCUGCUAUCAUGACCCACGGUUCUGUUAGUGCCGAAGAUCGUGCUAUCUUGGGUAUCACCGAUACUCUUGUUCGUGUCUCCAUCGGUAUCGAAAAUAAGGAAGAUUUGAUUGCUGAUCUCAAGCAAGCCUUAGAAAAGGCAUACUAA
This is a messenger RNA of Rhizopus microsporus ATCC 52813, 1152 nucleotides long. RefSeq lists its product as uncharacterized. The record is from RefSeq and is a predicted model, not a curated record. The transcript has 2 exons. Gene Ontology annotation, molecular function: pyridoxal phosphate binding; cystathionine gamma-lyase activity. Gene Ontology annotation, cellular component: cytoplasm. Bases 1 to 1152 code for a protein of 383 amino acids. NCBI's taxonomy places the organism in Eukaryota, Fungi, Mucoromycota, Mucoromycetes, Mucorales, Rhizopodaceae. Gene Ontology annotation, biological process: transsulfuration.